UCACCGGUUCCUCUUCCGAUCUAUCUGGUUUCGAACGAGAUAAGAAAGUCUAUCGGCGAAAAUAACUCUUGCAGAGCGGUGAAUUAAAAUUAAAAAAAAGUUCAAUUACUUUUAUACAUUUUAAAAAAGUGACAUAGGUAUAGUGCCGGCAAAACACGCGAAUGUAGAGCGGUUUACAAAAAACUAUUCCUAUUUUAAAAUUGAAAAAGUUUAUUACUAAAUUGUUUCACUAGUGGCCAGUUACAUAAAAGUGACAUCUUAAACUGUGAUAUUAUUAAGCGAUUAUAAAAAUAACUUAUUUAUUUAUUUUGUGGAUUUUAAUUGAAGAAAAUGGAUAGUGUGACUUUCUAAUUCCAGUGCUAAUAAAAAUUGAAUUUCAAAAUGAAGUGGGCGUAUAUUUUAUUUAUGUUGGUUUCGAUAUGUUUUAAGUUUGGUGAAUUCAGUGAGCUACAAAAUAUUACAAGCCCAUACCCUUGCACAGACCUGAACCACCUGUUCCUAGCGCCAGGAGUGCUCACAGCCGGGGGCAGCAAUAGGGCCUGUGUAUCCAGGUUCGCCCCAGAUGGCCCUGCGAGGAUGGAGCUCACCUUGAUCUCUGGUGACGAGGCAGAAGCUAUGGCAUCGAGAGAACUUCCACCAGGUGAUGGUGGCUGCAUUGAUAUCGCUGUUCCACAGAAACCAAAUACCAAAGCAAAGUUGGUGGUAAGCUUAUGGUACCCCGAAUCCAAAUGCUCAUGGCAGCGGGAGCUAGCAGUGACCAUUUCAAGCGGUCGGGUCGUAGUGGCGCACACAGAGCGCUCUCGCUACCGGCCGGGGGACACGCUGCGAGCACGUGUCAUAGUGCUAAAGCCGGACCUAACACCAGCUCAUGGUGUGAUCGACGAAGUCUGGCUGGAAGGUCCCGCGGGUGCGUGGGAGGGUACAAGGGCUGCGCAAUGGUUCCGAGUGAGAACUCGCAUGGGCAUCGCUCAGUUACAACAUGAGCUGGUUGGAGCUCCUACUGGCAGAUGGACGCUACGGGUGAAACUAGCGGAUGGUGCGCAGGGUGCAGCAGUGUUCUGGGUGGGAAACUAUGAGCUUCCGCCCUUCCAACUAAGCGUGCGCCACGCACCUCGAGUUUUGAGGACCAGCGAGAGGCUGGUGUGGACUGUAUGCGUAAGAUAUCCCUGGACCGAAGCAGUAGAAGGCAUGCUGGUCAUCCGGAUCCGAGGAGCGGGCGGCACUGUGGUCGCGCAAGAGGCAUCUAGUAGCAGCAUCAAGACCGUCGUCAGGAUUAAGGCACCUCGAGCUUGUCAUAGACACGCGGCGGCUGCCAGAAGAGUUGGGCUGAACGGGACUAAUCCACCUGAUGUGGUGGUGGCUGACUUCUCUUUCCAAGAGGACGGUACCAGAAUAUGGCAGAACACCACAGUCGUGUCAGAAGUUGUGGACUCACCAAUCUCCCUGCAGUUCUUGACGAAACACCGGCCAGUAAUCUCCCCAGGAUUACCUUAUAAAUUGAAGGUGAAAGCAACCCGCUGGGACGACAAGCCAGCGGCAAACGAACGGAUUAAAGUCUGCCGAGUGCCUGGUUUCCUCGCCGACUACAAGCCUUCUGCGCUGAACGAUUCCUGCCACGAAGCGCUGACCGACGACAAGGGAGUGGCCAAAGUCAUGUUCACAGCUAAUGAAGACGGCGGCAGCUAUUACAAUUUUCAGGCGUCUCUCCAUAACGACAGCAGCGUAUCAACCUCGCUGUACGUGGCCACACGGCGUGAUGACGUCACCGCCGCACUGGGGCCUCUCAGGCCCGAAGCAGGCUCCGGGAGAACAUUUGUGCCACUAUACAUCAACCUGAGAAACGUGUCCAAGCCACUUACAGUCCACUUUGUGGUAAUCACUAGAGGAGGAACCAUUUAUCGUUGGGGAGCGACCACACAAUGUCCCCAGACCAGUUCAUCUGACUACAUACCCACCACAUCCAGAAACGCUCAAUGCUACAAUGCAAAUCCAGACUUUACGGUCACAAAUUCUCAAACAAAUUCAGCCAGAAUCCUAUCCAAUGAUACCAUCUUCGACGGGAAUGACCCAGACACCUUACUAGACAGGCAUAUGCUGAGGGUCAUGCUGCCGAUCAAAGUGACGCACCAAAUGUGCCCCGAUAGCCAUUUGAUCGCCUACUUCUACUUUAAUGGAGAACUCGUCAGUGCUAGCAAGCAGUUUGAGAUGGACGAGUGUUUCAGCAAUAAGGUGGAAGCCACCUGGUUAUGCCGGCAAGUGGCCCCUGGUGGUACAGCCAGUCUUCGCAUCACGACCCCUGGACCAGCGCUGUGCGCCCUCACAGUGGUGGACUCAGCAGCUAAGUGGAACCAGCCAGCACCUACCGUGCGGGAACUGGUUAUGACGGGUCUGAGAAGACUGAUGGACAGCCAUCGGAACCUGACGGAGUAUGAGGCAGCUGGGUCUUGCUUUUUAACAACAGACCUGCAGCAGUUCCCAUCGAGCAGCAUAGAGCUGACGGCCACGUGGUUAGCAGUAGCGGGGGUGCGGGUGGCGGGCGGAGGUAACCGCGCGGGCAUCGCCUGCCUGGCGCCACCUUCACCCAUGUUUGAGGACUCUACGGUGCCGAGGAGCGACUUCUCAGAGGCGUGGUUGUGGCGGCUAGUGGGUGUUGGAGGCAAUGGUUCAGCAGUGGCUUCGGCUAAAGCACCUGACUCCAUCAGCAGGUUCGAGGCUUCGGCAGUCUGCCUAGCGCGGACUGGCAUCGCCAUAUCACAACCGGCUGUUCUUCAGGUUUUCCGCGAAUUCUUCAUCCACGCUGACUGUCCUCGACGACUGAAGCGUGGGGACGCCACUAUAGUGCGGUACCGCCUGUUCAACUACCUGUAUGAACCACUCAGCGUCCAAAUCCAGAUCCUAACAGACGCCCGGCUCGAAGGACCAACAGAGCACGUGGAGUGGGCGUGCGUGCCCGCACGCGCUUCUGUGGCACGACGCGCAGAGAUCAGGGCUAGACUUACUGGCAACGCGCGAUUGAGCGUACGAGCCAAGGCUGUACGCGACCGGAGUUGUGCGAAUGGCACUGCUGCCAGUUCACAGGCCAGCGACGAAGUUAUCAUCAACAUCACAGUCGACCCAGAGGGAGUACCGGUUCAAGAACACAAAUCUAUAUUGCUUUGCGGCAAAGGCAGUAUAGAGUCCAGCCAGUCUGAAGUGUCUUGGACUUGGCCACCCAUCCAACCAGUACCAGGGACUGAAUCCCUCACUGUGUGGGCAAUCGGUGACGUCACAGGCCCUCUACUAGCUGACGCAGAUUCCCUAGUGACGCUGCCGCGCGGUUGUGGCGAACAGAACAUGGCGCGACUUGCUACCAACUUACUGGCGCUUUCGCAGCUCGACCCCGCCGGCGCGCCCGCUGCCACUGCUAAGCUACACGUGGCUAGAGGGUUCACGCGGCAGCUGCAGUAUGCGCACGCUCGCGGCGGGUUCAGCGCCUUCGGGCCGGCCGACGCAACCCCUUCCACCUGGCUCACGGCUUUUGCACUGCGCUACUUGAGGAGAGCCCACCAGAUCCUAACGCCUGGACUACCAGUGCCUCCAGCUAUAGAGCGAGCUGAGCGCUGGCUCCUAGACCAGCAAAUGGAAAAUGGAUGCUUUAGAAACGAAGGGCAGGUGUUCCACAAAGAAUUGAGGGGAGGUCUAAACGAAGAAGGCGAGAUCGCCAGCGUGGCUUUAACCGCCUACGUCAUCGCCUCAUUAGUCGAGAGUACCGCUCCCCUCCCAGCCAGAGUGUUACGAAACACUCUGACGUGCCUUCGUGCCCUUCCUCCGAUGAAGGCUCGCACUCCUACCAGAGUGUAUGCCCAUGCUCUGUUAGGGUAUACCUUUAUGAGGCUAAGGAGCUACGAAGAUGAGCUUAGAAAGAGCAAUGAAGCGAGUCUCGUAUGGGACAGCAAGGAGGCAGUCGGCGCGGGACUGAAGGAAGAAGAAGAGUUGGGCGAGCUGAUGGAACUGCUCAAGAUCGCUCGUAGGAACGGCGACUACGUGUGGUGGGAAACCAGUAGUCUCUCCACAUCAAUAGAAGCCACAGGCUACGCUCUCCUAGCUCUAUCGUACUGCCCAUCAUCACUACGCGCCACCAGCUGUGCAGUAGACGCUCGCGCCGCUACACGCUGGCUUUCCUCGCAUAGAAGCUUUGCUGGAGGAUUCCUGUCCACUCAGGACACUCUAGUAGCCUUAGAAGCUCUAACAGCAUGGUCGUCAGUGCAGCCACCACCAGCAGCCAACCUGACCGUAAGAGUGCGUUCUGGGGAUGCCAAGCCAACUCUCCUGCACCCGGGAGGCAAAGUGCCGGAUAUGGUCAAGAUGACCGCCAGUGGUCAACUAGACGUGGCGGUUGAAGGCACCGGCUGCGCCCUCAUCCAAGCGACGCGCUCGCACCACAGCGCGGGCUCGGACCGCGACCUGGACAAGCGGCUGUCUGUCCAGGCUUCUGUCUCCACCGACGGCAGCUUCGACUGCGACGCUUCUGGCAACAACUGUUUCUGUGCCGCUAUUGUAGAGGCGUGCGUGGUGUGGGCGGGCGCGUUCCCGGCGAUGGCGCUGCUGGAGCUGGCGCUGCCGGCCGGCUUCGGCGCCGACGCGCCGCGCCUCUACGCGCAGCGCACGCCCGACCAAGCGCUUCUACGCCGGAUAGAACUCGCACCAAACGGCGGACGAGCCACCUUAUAUCUCGGCACGCGUGACGGGACGAGCCCGGCGCGCGGGGGCCACGCGUGCUUCAGCGUGCACGCCGUGGGGCCGCGCGCGCGCACCCGCCCCGCCCACGUGCGCGUCAUCGACUACUAUGCGCCCACCGCCAACGAUACUCAGAUGUACACCAUCCCAGAAGACUGUCCCGCCCGCAUCACCCAUGAAUCACCGGAGUACCACUCUUCCGACAAUCUCUUCACUAAAGCCAAGUCCCUCAACCACAGCGGCGAACUUGUCAUAACCCAUGAGUUCUCCUUCGAGGACAUUCCCGAAGGCAUACCCUUGGAAGACCCGAUCUAUGACACUUUGAAUAGAGACGAAAUCGCCUAUUUGAGCAAGUUCAACGAAGUGACACCAAGAAAGAACACCGAAUAUGAUGAAAACAGCAUUAAUACCAUACCAGAAGAUAUUUUUACAACUGAAAUGAACUCAAAAACCAAUGAACAAAUUAACAAUGAACAAACUGAGAAACUCAAAAUAACAUUCACUGAUGCUGCAGAAGAACCAACUCAUGACUCAACAAGAAAAGGCAAAAGUUACAGCCAAGCUAAUUUCAGAAAUACGGAAAACAGUAACUAUUUUGCCCGAAAUUCAAAUCAAGCGUAUAGUCCAAGAUUGGCCAAAUUUGAUGAUGAUCAGGAGAAAUUUGAUGAUCCUGAAGUGGCAUACAAAGAUUAUUCUGAUACAGUAACUCGCACUUUUACACUAAAUUAUAAUAAUUACUAUGACAAUUACAUUAAAAAACACAAUAUUACGCCUGAGCCACGUAUAGCUAGUACAAGGGAUAUACAAUACAAUGAUUCAAAUGCAAAUUGGUUAAUCAAAGAAAAAGAAGAUCUUAGUAACUCAAACACUACAGUUACUAAAGCAAUGUCUGAAGCACUAACAGAAUUAUCUAGUCCAAAAUACGAGGAAAACGUUUCUCCAAAUUUAGCACCGACAAUUCAAGAGCACAAAACAUCGACUCCAAUUGAAGAACUGACGAAUCCAAAUGCUGAAACUCCUAAAGAAGCUUCACUUGGUGAAGUAAUGAAUCCUAAUUUAGCAAGUUUCCACGUCAUCGAUAGUGAAAAGGAUCUUGAAGUUCCAACGGGAAUAGAGGGGCCAGUGCCCGCUGUGGUGCUGCCUCCACAGAACUUUGUGGCGGUGCCGCCUCCACCAGGUUUCCAGCCGCAGUUUGUAAUUGGAGGGUACCCGCGAGGCCUACCCUCUCCCAGCGCCUACUACCUACCCCCGUUCCGACGUGACGCGACCUACAUCCGUUACCCCUACUAUUACGGGAGGAACAGCCCUCCUGCUGGUUGA
This is a messenger RNA of Ostrinia furnacalis (Asian corn borer), 6036 nucleotides long. RefSeq names its product alpha-2-macroglobulin-like protein 1. Lineage: Eukaryota; Metazoa; Arthropoda; Insecta; Lepidoptera; Crambidae. The transcript is spliced from 30 exons. The coding region runs from base 382 to 6036 and encodes 1884 amino acids. Gene Ontology annotation, molecular function: endopeptidase inhibitor activity. Gene Ontology annotation, cellular component: extracellular region. The record is from RefSeq and is a predicted model, not a curated record.